This is a messenger RNA of Brassica napus (rape), 1525 nucleotides long. RefSeq names its product ultraviolet-B receptor UVR8-like. The record is from RefSeq and is a predicted model, not a curated record. The transcript has 13 exons. NCBI's taxonomy places the organism in Eukaryota, Viridiplantae, Streptophyta, Magnoliopsida, Brassicales, Brassicaceae. Bases 128 to 1381 code for a protein of 417 amino acids.
CAGUUUCUUCCUUCUUCUUCACCAUCAUGUGAUUCCAUCAACACAGCUCAAUCUCCUCAUGAUCAAUUCUCUCUUCUCUCACAUUCGUUAGAAGAAGAACGAUCCAUUUUAACCUGCUGUAUUCAAAAUGUUGACUAGAGCCCUGGGACGAGUUCGAAUCUCUGGAUCGACGAUUCAACGAUCGAAGAAUCAUUUCACUGGAGUUUUCGAUAAUUCGAAAUUGGAUACGACGAUUGGUGCUUCCCGUGGAAGAAGACGGUUGUCGAGCGAGAGCGGGAAACGAUUUGCGGCGAUGUGGGGGAGUGGAGAUUACGGAAGGUUAGGGCUAGGGAGCUUGGAGUCUCGGUGGAGACCCGCCGUUUGCUCUGCGUUGAGUGAUCACAGUAUUAGAGCUCUCGCUUGCGGCGGAGCUCACACUCUUUUCCUCACCGAAACAAGGAGAGUCUUUGCGACAGGUCUUAAUGAUUGUGGCCAACUUGGUGUCUCACAUGUUAACACUCAUGCUUUGGAGCCGCUUGAAGUUUCUGGAAUUGAAAAUGAUAUACUGCACAUCUCAGCUGGUUAUUACCACUCUGCUGCUAUCACAGUGGAUGGGGAACUCUACAUGUGGGGAAAGAAUACUAGUGGACAGCUUGGACUUGGAAAAAAUGCUGCAAGAGUGGUUCAUGUACCAACCAAAGUGCAGGCUCUGAAUGGGAUCACCAUCAAAUCAGUGGCUUUAGGAUCAGAGCAUUCAGUUGCUGUUACUGAUGGAGGUGAAGUCCUGAGUUGGGGUGGAGGAGGAUCUGGAAGACUUGGCCACGGUCACGAGUCCAGUUUUUUUGGCAUCUUAAAAAGUAAAAGUGAGUUUACUCCAAGGCUUAUCAAGGAACUUGAGGGGAUUAAGGUUAAAAGCGUUGCUGCUGGUCUGCUGCAUACAGGAUUUGGAGGAGUAAGGAAUGCUACAACACCAUCUAUUAUCAGUGAAGUGCCAUACGCAGAAGAAGUUGCAUGUGGUGGUUACCACACAUGUGUUGUCACAAGAGGUGGGGAACUAUACACUUGGGGUUCAAACGAAAAUGGGUGCCUUGGCACAGAGUCAACAUAUGUCUCACACUCCCCUGUGAGAGUCGAAGGUCCUUUCUUGGAAUCAACUGUAACUCAUGUAUCUUGUGGGUGGAAGCACACUGCAGCCAUUUCAGAUAACAAAGUCUUUACCUGGGGCUGGGGAGGUUCUCACGGCACUUUCUCUGAUGACGGACACUCCUCCGGUGGACAACUGGGACAUGGUAGCGAUGUAGACUAUGCGAUACCAGCAAUGGUGAACCUGGGAAAGAAUGUAAGAGCAGUGCAUAUAUCUUGUGGCUUUAAUCAUACAGGAGCAGUUCUCGAACAUUUUUGAAGACUCCAUGGAAUACAUUUCAUAUACAUAUACAUAUGUUUUUGUUUCUUUAUGCUUUCUUAAUGUUUUGUACAUCAUAAUCAAAAGAAACUAAUGGAUCUCUAUUUGUAAGAAUAAUAUACUACAUAUAUAAAUUCUUCAACU